AUGACUGAACCCGAUUUGGAAUUUGAGGACAUUUUCAAAGAAGUUUGUCCAAAUGAGUACAAUGAAUUUGGAUUGAAACGCGAAAUGCGUUUCAUUAGUGAACGCAUUAUUGUCGAAUAUGACCCCAGUGACCAUCUUUCGGUUCGAGAGAUUAUGCAUCCGAUGGAUGCGUUCCGAAGCUAUGAGCCAUAUUUUAAACACGAGUUAGCUGACAAAUCAAGAAAUGAAUAUGUGACGGCUAUCGACUUUCAUGAACAUAUCACUUACUUUCCAUAUGCAAAGAAUACCGGUGACGUUUGUCUUGCUCGGUAUAUUAGUAAUUUCAAUGACACAAAUUUCGCCAAAAUUAGUGGACAACAUUUAUUUGCGUUGCCGGGUGAAACAAUCUACGGGUUACGCGUCGGACGUCUCGAUAAGGGAAUGGUCGCUGUCAAUCAUCGUACCGGACCUUCUGUAAAUAGCACAGUGACCGUCCUCGAUCUUGUCAAACCAACUCGCAAUAUUGCCUUUUACGAUUCAAUUGCUCAUGUAAAUACUAUUGACUGGAUCUGGCACAGCGCGUUUCUCCUUGCCGUCGGAGAUGACCAUGCACUACGCAUCAUGGAUGUUCGUUGUCCGAAAGCUUUUAAUGCAGUAUAUUUUCAAGGAGGAGUUCAAAGAACCGCUUUGUCUUCAACUCGACCCCUGGAGAUUGCUUGCUGGGACGGGACCAACGUCCUUUUGUAUGAUAUUCGCCGUCCAGACGUGCCCUGUGCCACGUAUGAUAUAGGACUCAUUGAAAACGAGAAACUUAAUGACAUGAAGUUCAAUCCGUACAUUGCUAACGAGUUAUUUAUACAUACCAAUCAGCAUAGAGUGUUCGCGAUGCAAAUCAAUCCUUCUCGAUUGCUAGGAGGUCGAGUUCUUGGAGAAAAACCGUACGACAAGUGGCAAGUUAUCACGUUCAAACAUAUUGACAGAGGAUGCACAUCUACACGACAUUCGAGAAAAGACGGGAAUUGUGAGUUGAAUAGCAAAAUGCCAAUUGAAAACGCUGAAGUUCCACUUUUGGAUUAUUACCAGCAGUACGAUGCUUCCAAGGCUGAUGAGGAGGUGCCGGUUCCGUCUCACUGGAAAUAUCCAGAUGGAGUGGACGACACUGUCAUCGACCGAGUCAACGAAUUCGCCGAGAUCGACUUCGAAAGUUACCUGUAUAAAGCAGUAGAGCGAGUUGUUGCCAGUUAUGAUUAUGUGCUAAAAAAGCCAGAGAUUCUGUAUCAGUGCAAAGGAGUGGACACGUUUGAUUUUGUGUUUCCCGGAGUCAACGGUAUUAUGUGUUUCAAUCGCAGUGAUCAUACAUACAAGAUUGUGAGAUCUCCAAAACAUUACGAAGGUAGUAUCAACCCGUAUUCUGGCUCCGAUUCUGUGCACUUUUAUCGCGGACUCCAAAUUCAAGAAAUGAUCCCAGCGCAGACGUUAACAAUGAUGUGCAAUCGCUUGGAAGCUGGUUGGAAUGCCUAUCAAAUCUCAGAGCGGUGUUUGAAAAGAUUGGCAUUUAAAAUCACUGAUGAUUCUCGUGCAAUAUGGGCAGACUGGCUUCGAAACUCGGCUGUUAUUCAAUAUGGUGGAAAAGAGUUUUCACCUAUUGGUAGAAAAGGAGCGAAGUGGGAAGAUUUCGUUGACCUUCCGAAUGGGCCAUUGCCAGAACCGGAAGUCCUACCAUACGAAAUUUGUAAAGACGAAGUGGCUACUGAAGAAGCCUGUCAAAUGAUUGCACCGUUCUUCCGUCUGUUCCUUCCCGAUCCUCGGCCUGAUAUGGAUGAUGAAACUGAUUCGGAAGAUGAGAUGCUAGAUGAUUCAGCCAAGUUCAAUAAACCAGAUGAAGAAAAAAAGGAAGACGAGGAAGAGGGAAAAGAAGAAAAGAAGGAGAAAAUUGAGCAGGAAAAUGAUCUAGAGAAGGACAAGGAGAGAGAUAAAGAAAAGGAAAAGGAAAAAGAAAAAGAGAACAAUACUGGAAUUCCUUGCAUCCCAGAAGACGAAACAUUCGAUAUGAGAACUCUGUGCAAGUGUCAUGCAAAAAUGCGAUAUUACAACAGCAAAGAGAAGAAUAGGAGAUUCAUGUACGCCCCGAUUGGUAACACAUUCAUGGUAGCUGCAAGCAAACGGAUUCGGAAGAAGUUCUUCGGUGUAAACUGGCAGGAAUUUACCAAACGGGACAUAAUCGAGCAUCGUGUGGAAUAUGAUAUCGACAACUACAAAGGACCAACUAUCAAACAGCUCAUCAAGUUUCAACGAUGGAAGCCUCGCUCAUUCCAGAAAAGAGUGCUCCCUCCGAAACUGAUCACAGACUCCUCAUCAGUUUUCAUGAAACCCGAAUACAUCAAAGAACGAGAGCAGAAAGAGAAAGAGAUGAGAGAAAAAGCUGCAAAACCAAUUGAUGCUCCUGUUGGAUUGUCCUUUCCGAAAUCUUCAAAACCAAAAGUGGUGCCAGAUGUAAGCGGAGAAGAGGAUCCUGAAAAAGCUCGAUUUUUGAUCCGUGCUGCUAUUCAACUAGGAGAAAGUUCAGAUGAUGAGCCUCCAGCUAAACCAACACAGCCUGCACCAGCUCCAACCACUGCUCCAUCACAAGAGAGGCCUCGAACACCUCAAGCCCAUUCCUUGAGAAAUGAAAAAGACGAUUUUGAGUACGAAACUGCGGAAGAUGCCUAUUUCGGAAUCAAAAAGAAGAGAAUGUACGUUGUCUAUCAACCAGCGACAAAGCCAUUAGCUCUGAAAAGAUACAAACCUGAUCGUCUGUCAGAGCACACUUUCAUCACGCGUCUUGAACAUUUGAUGUAUUGGGGACAGCGGAAACAUGAACGAAAAAUUCUGUACGGAAAGUAUAAGGAGAAUCAUAAAAAGCUGUCAAGUGUGAAAGAGAGGAAUACACUGGAUUUAAAGCUCGCGCUUACUAAUCACCAGAAGGUUGGAUGGCAGACAUUCUACGACAAGGACUUUUUCUUCUCCAACAAAUGUUCCUAUAACCAAAUUCUUCGGAAAGUAGUGCAAUUCUACAAUCGAAUGGGUGAUUGGGGUGUACCGAACAAAGAAACCUUUGUUUCGCAUCAACGCUCGGAGUUGAGAAGUUUUGGCCCUGAUCCUGAUUUUGUUAGCAUCGAUGAGACUACUAUCGGAACUUACAAUAAAUUCAUGGGUCACCUGCAAUCGCACAUAUCCUUUGAAUAUGAAGGUUACGUUUUUGAUGAGAAUUACGAAGGAGAUGUUCCAUUCCGAAUGGAUUGUCGGAUUCCAGAAGAAGUGAAAAAGCCAACAGCUCAGUACAAUCCAAAGGACAGGUUUAUGUUCCCAAUGGGAAAAAUACGAUUUUGCGAAUACCCUAUUCCUCCAAAUUUCAUGGAAGAAAUCGAAAGAAGGCGGGUGGCAGAAGAACCCAGAAAGUACAAAUCUUUCUACUUGGAAGAUUACAAACUUCCUUCGGACUCUGCAAGAAUUGAUUACUCUGGCCUUUGGAAAUGGAAAUCAUGUCCCAACUUCCGCGUUAAAGUCACCAAAAAAGAGUUUUGGGAGUCUGACAAUGAGUUUCCUGUCCAUUUGUUCGAUCGAUUGAUCAGAGAAAUUUUGCUGGAAGCGUCCGAUAAGAACGAUGACACUGUGAACCAUCUUGAACCUGAGUUUGUCGAGAGAAACAUCUCAGAUGAGCUUCUGCAUCAAUUCGGGUUCGAGACGUCUCAAAACAACAAAGCUCUCUCUACCAAGCUGUCUCGGAUUGCUGAAUACUUCACCUGGGAUUCGCCAAUGAUUGCUGACACUGAUAGGGAAACGGGCAAGAAGUUUAUGAGAAGAGUUGUCCCUCUGAAAGAACCACAACCACCUCGACAGCUGGAAGGAGUUGAUCCGUUAUUUGAUUAUAUCACAAUUGACGUCAUGUUGGCUGCAACCAAAAAUCUGCACAUCUCUUACAUUUACAAUGAUCCGAUUCUCCGAACAUGGCCUGGCCUUCAAAUUAUGGAUGGGAAUCGGGACGACAUGUUCGCUCUGAACGGAAGUCGUCCCAAAAAGAUUUGGGAUUGCAAACACACCCUCUUUGAGCCACCGCUUCAAUUGCCCAAAGAAAAAUCCCAGCUGUACAAAACCUUCUUCACUGAGACCAUUCUUCUUCCCAAGGACAAAAACAUAAAUAGAACUCGAGUUCCAAUUUUUGAAGAACAUAGCAUCAACAUUCCCAAAGGUCUGCUCGAAAUGAUGAAUCCGGCUUUCUUUGGUCUCUUCGAAAGCGCCUAUGUGAAUCGGUACACCACAACCGAAGAGGACAAAGUGAGAGAUAGAAUAGAAUUGCAAAAUGCCAUACUUCAAGAAAGAUUGAUUUUACUCCGUCAACCAGUUCCCGAGGAAACGGAACUCGAGUUAAGAUUAGCGGAGGAAGAGUUGAAUAUGGAGGAAGAUGACUUGAUGACAACGGAUUCAGAAGAGAGUACAAUCGAGAUUCGGAAUAGUAGCGACGAAGAAAUUAUGAGUGAGACUGUCUCUGACGAAUAUACUGAUGAAGAGUACACCGAGUCAGAAGUGUCCGAGGAGAAACAGCAAAAUGCGGAUUCUGAUGAAGAGCAAGAAGUGGAAGUGGUCAGCUUUGCCCAUUUGUUCAGAAACAUGAAGGGUAAUAAGGAAAACGGAGAGACAAAUCCCGAAGACGACGAUCCUUCUCUCAAAAGGAAACUUGGAGUCAGAAUAAGUACAUACGUUCCAGUCAUGCGCUACAAUCCGCAUACUCGUAGCAACAUCUUGAAGGAGGAGAUGGAAGAGCGAAGAGCAUACGAAGAAGCAAAAGAGGCGGCUCGUCGAGAAGCGGCUGGGGAAGUCACCGAAGUUGUCGAUGUUACAGAUGAGCAGCCUGAGCAGCCUCAGGUGGUUAAUGAAGUGGUCGAUGAAGAGCUUCUAGACGAGCAAGAAAGUUUAAGCUGUCCGUUAGGCACUCCAACAAAAGAGAAUAGCGGUGAAAACAGCGAGCACAACGAGCACAGCGAGGAAUCCGACCUAGAAACACCCACCAAUCCAGUAGAGCCUAUUGAAGCUCCUGUGAAAGAGCCGAAAGAGGUUACAUGGGGAGAGGUCACAGAGCAUCCGAUAUCUCCUCGACCGUUCAAGCUUCAUGGUCAACACUAUGUUGAAGUGGAACCCGAUUUUCUAUUCGAGUUUUACAAAUACCAAGAAACCGGCCUCAUCACUACUGACGGUUCAGAGGAUGAAGAGGAGGAGGGGAAAUUAUCGCCUGUACGCCGGACAAGCGAAGCCUCUGUUUCCGUGCGUUCCAAAAAGUCAGCUCGAAAAAGAAGCAUUGAUUACCCUCGCGUCUAUAGCGUACCUGCUUGCACAUAUUGUUACGAUGAGCCCUGGCCAACCAGAGAGGAAUGUGCCAAUUGUUUUCCAAACGUGAACAUCUACAAAUGCACGAAGAUUGAGAAUAUGAAAGUUCCAUGCUACAACUGUGGUCAAAUGAUUUACAAGUUUUCAUGUUACAACUAUGAGCAUAAUUAUGAGUACACCGAUCCGCUUGAUGCGCUUCUUGAAGAAUUUGAAAAAGAGCCAGAAGACCAAGAGAUUUUAAAGUUGAUUGCAAUUCCUAGGAAACCGGUGGAGCUCGAACAGACUCCUGCCAUUUGGUCACAAAAGUUUUACAAACCGGGAACUUGUGCAGUGGAGACUUUUCUAUCAAAAUCAAACGACGAACAAUUCCAAAUGUCUCAGAUGGAGCAGGUGUCUGAAAUUUUCCAUCGAGAGUUCCAAUGGCUGACGUGGCGUAUGGAUGAUGACAAAGCGGAGAGAAUUGUUGUUUCUGAAGAGUUUGACAAGGCAUUCAAUAGAGACGCUGAUAUUGAUAUGAUGCGUGACACCAUGAACACUAUCAGUCAAGACGGUGAGAUGGACAUGAUGACUACAUACGAUCAGCGUACUGGAAUGAGAGUUAGACGUUGGAUCAGUUAUGCCGCCCUGGCAACUCGUGUUCAGAAACAAGCGGAGAAAGCUCGUUAUCGUAAACAACUCGCUGAAAAAGAGGCUCGAAUCCUAGCUGGAGAGGUUGUUGUCAAACCUUCGCUAUUCAACGAACUGAAGAAAAAGGCCAAAGAUAAGGAGGAAGCUGCUUCCAAAGAUGUUGUGGUUGAUGAACAAGCCAAGGCAGAAGAGCGGCGUAGGCAGUACCUCGCGUGGAAAAAGGAGCCGAUUCCAAGAUUCCCAGAGGAUACGAGAAAGAUCAUGCCAGACUUCAAACUUCCAAAGAACAGAGAAGAUUGGCUCGAGUCUUCUGGAUCUGAGGAUGAGCUUCCACCAAUUCGAUCUCGUAUUCUGACCAGAGAGAUGAAGCACUUCAUUGCUACCAUUCGUGUGCAUAUGGCUAAAAAACCAAUCAAUUUUGUUGGACCACGAGUAACUUAUGGAAAACUUUUCGAGAAACGUCCUAUUCUCAAGAACGAUAUUGUUCUUGUUACCAGAAAAAAGCCAGCAAAGCGAAAGCCUCCGCCAUUCAAAGUUCAACGUCUCCCACUUGAUCUCACCUGGAUGAACCACGCUCUCACUGUGGAAUUUGUGCCACCGCCACAACAGACAACUCUUCACAAAACAGACCCGCUCAAAUGGACUGUUCCCUUCUACAGCUCUAACGUUUUGGGGCUGACGGACGAGGAGACAAGGGUUAGAGCUUUCCGCCCACCAUCACCUCCAUCCCGCAUCAAGCAGCAGUACAAAAAGAUGAAGGAGGUCGAACAAGCUUAUUUCUCACAGAAUAAAGCAAAAAUUGUUGAUGUAAGAAAAAAGGCAAAGAAAGCGCGUCAGUUGAGAUUCCGCAAGAAACUUUACGGACAUGAAACACUUCCAAAGAGAAAUAUAAAAGCUUGGACGAUUGCCGCUCGUCGAUUGCCACUUGCUGAUAAUCAACUACGGAUUCCAACUCUCCCGGCGAUUCCUGAUGCCGAAAGAUAUAUAUUUUCCCUAUUGGAACGAAAGUGGGAACACAGCCGUAAACUCAUUCCAAGACUUCGAAUGCGCUCUCAAGUGUCACCGCCCAGCUCACCUGAACCGUAUACAGUAAUCAAAAUGUCGCAGGCAACAAGAAAGAAAUACAGAAAGAUGAGAAGAGAACAGAAGCGGAGGAUGAGAUGGCAUGGGAAGUCAAUAUUGAAACCGAAACGUUCAAGGAAAGAGAGAAGAGAUGCGAAGAAAAGAGAAACUCGAUCUGUAAAUUUUGCUCCGCAAGUAACCAUCAUCACGGUCCCAGAAAUUCAAAAGAAAAUGAUGAAGAAUCAGAAGGCUCGACAACAAAUCUCAUUGUCUUAUCUGAGUCGAUAUUACGGCAGGAGGAUUACUGAAUUUGUGGAAGUUACUGAUCAGUAUGGAAGAUUCCCAAGGGAUGUGCCACUUUAUAACACUUCCAAAAACUCUCCAUUCACUGACUUCUUACAAGUAACACCAAAAAUCACUCUCGUGGACAACGGCUAUGUAAAAAAACCUCGAAGAAGCCGGAAAAGGGAGCCGAAGCGAACGGUGAACACCAAAGCUAUAGAAGAAUUUGCUCAAGAGGUUCGCAAAAUGAAAAAGCGUUGUAUAGAAGUAGAAUCUGUGCCGUUGCCAUCAUCUCAAGUCGAAUCCACACCAGUUCGAACCAAAUCCUUACCAGCUCCAUCUGAAUCCACUCGAGCUCCAACCAAAUCAACUCCAGCUCUAACAAAAUCGGCACCAGCUUCAUAUUCAAGGAGCAAAUCUACACCAGCUCCAUAUUCAAGAAAAAGACAAGUGAAGGUUGCGAUUCCAAGAUCGUUCUCUGUGGAUUCUGCUUUGCGUCAAUCAAAGCUGUUGAAAAAACUAGCUAAAAUGCACAAGGAGCUGGCUCACAAGCAAAGCAAGAGAUCAAAGAGAAAUUUGGUGGAACAUGUUGAACAGAGAGCUGAUCCAUCUUCAGAAAACCAAUCAGAAUCAAGUCUGGAUAAUUCGGAUCGGACGAUCACUGCAGUGUAUCUGAAUACGUGUGAUCGGAAUCACAAGAAGGUGAAGAAGGUCAAGCCUGUGAAAAAAUUCGAACUGUCUAUGAACAAAUUGGAGCACAAGAUUCAAGUCGAAGAGCGUCAAAUAUGCCACUCAAGCACAUCGCAAUCUAAACGUCCUCACCUGCCUCGCUGGCUACCGACUGAUCACGAAACGGGAAAGUCCGAGCAGGAGUCUGAAUCUGGCUUCAAAAACCAACACAUGCGACCAAAACAACUUAUGAUCGCUCACAAACCUCUUCAUCGUGCACCGACUCGGUCAAAAGUUAUGAACGCUAUUAGAAGAAUCCAAGGAACGAAAUACAACAACUUCAUGAUGAUGCACGAGGAAGAAAUGAAACCACAGUAUACGGAUUUGUUCUUGAAACCAUGGCAUCCGUUGCCAACUUUCCGAUGCUUUGACCGUUUCACUGUUCCAAAACCAAGCGUGAAACCGGCCGAAAAGAAGGCAAAACCUGAAUGGAAGUUGAAUGCAAAUUCAAAAUGGGAUUCAAGGUCAAAAUCGAGAAACUUGUCGGAAUAUGUUUUGGAAGCACUGAGAAACGCAAAAUUGAGAGAGCAGUGGGUUCUGGAGAACGCAUACAAAGUUGAAGAAGCAGAUGAGGAAAUGGAAGUGGACUCCGAAACGAAAUUGUCUGGAAAUGAGAAGAGCGCUGAGAACAUUGUACCAUCUACAUCACAAGUGGCAUCGAAAACGAAAACUACAGAAGUAGAGAACAGCUCGGAAACAGACCCCACCUUGUCGAAGCCCUCAUCAAAGCAGAAAAAAGUUUCGAAGUCGAGGCCAAAGCUAGCAGGAAAACUGGUGAAACUCAAAUCUGGACGUGUGAUACAGAUACUAGGAUCGGAAGACCAGAAAACAACAUCAAUGCCCGAAACGAAACGAGUGACAUUACCAGAACGGUUAAAAAGGAAAAGAGCCAAAGUGAUGAAAGCAAGAAUGGCAAUGUGGAAAAUGAUGAACACAGAUACGCUGAAAGCUUCUAACAAGCAUAGAACAUCCCACCACAGGAAGUAUGCCGAACCCGAAGUUAUGUCAUGGUCUCGAAUGCUCCGGAAACUGGACAAGUCUAAUGUCAACAUCAAAAGAGUCCGAUUGUGCAACUUGAGAAAACCGAAGAACCCAAGCGAAACGACCAAUGAUAAAGAGAAUAGUCCUCCACAACUGCUGGAAAUCGUUGUCGAGCCAGUAACCAAUCUGAAAUCAUGUCUCAAACAAAGUGGAGCCGGACGUCGUACACUCCAGUUUGUUUCGGAACCCACGAAUACCAAGGAAACGUUCUUUGGAUUUGGUGGAACUCUCACAUUGGUCAAACCUCCGUCGGAGCCCAGUUCUGCACGCGAGUCGCCUGAACCAACGGCGUUCCUUCACACACCAAAACCUUCACUCAUCAAAAACCCAUGGCUGAACGAUGCAAUAUCGAAAGAAAAAGAGGAGAGGAUUAAAGCCAAGGAACGUGCACUCAAGGAACAACAACUGAGCACCAUCAGUGAAUUGGCAAAUCUCACGGACCACGAGCGUUCCGAAUCAAGAUCACCAUCAUCGCCAGUGACUAUUCGAUCCCAGGCAGCCACGCCAGAAUCUUCAAGACCUGGUGAUAGCAGUGAUGAGGAAACGCCGACGCAGAAAGAGGUUGCUGCUCCAGCACCACCACCAAAAAUGCCUGCAGACCAGCAAUGGAGAGCGGCAAUGAUGGCAAGACGGUUUAUGGGAUCCAGCAAACCAGUGUAUGCGCAAACGCCGAAAAAAGAAGAAGAACAGACAAAGAAGGACCCAAUCGAACUAACAGCUGCAGCGAUUACUGUCAAGCGUUCAUCUGAGGAUAGACCAGCGUCCGAAUCUAAACUGACAACAAAGUCAACAGCUCAACAAAUUUUGAAGUCACCAUCAGGACAGCAGCCAGGGAAGUCACCGACGCAACAGCCAAUUGAGUCACCAAGUCAACCUGGACCAUCAACGGCACCUACUCUACUCACAAGAAUGAUUGCAACGAAAGUCACAACGACUAAAGGAUACCAGGCACCGGUUUCUGUACCAAAAGCAACAGCACCACUUCCAACAAGAGGAAAACCUGCGCCUGUGCAAUUCGCAUCGGAUUCUUCUGGAGAUGAAAGCCCAUGGAAGAACAUUUCGAAAGAGAAGCCGCAACUCAAACCUUCAACACCCACUGAGAAGAAGGAAGAAGACAAACCCUCCUUCAUUUCCAAAGCUCCAAUAACAAGAAAUACUCCUGGGAUCACUGGUCCUCCAAUCCCUAAGCCUCCGGUUGUGACACCAACAACUGCCGAGAAACCGGAAUUCUUCAGAGCUCUGUUUGGAAAGAAAAGAGCGCCACCACCGCCACCCAAACCAUCAGAAACUGCACCAGUGUCAAUCAAACCAACGGAACCGCUCACAAUCAAAACCAACGAAUCAAAAGUGUCGCCACCAGCUCGUCCAAAAAUCAAAAAACCCGAGACAGGAUCGUUAAUGAAGAAGUCUCCAACAUCAGAUGGCCAAGAUUCGUCUCCAGUGACUCCGCCCGGAAAAAUGGUCAAAAUUGUGGAUGGAAAACCAAUUUUCAAUGUACCCGUUUACGCAGUUCCAAUGUCUGAACGUCGUAAGCGGAAGGAAGCUCAAUCAAAGCCCAAAACAGAUGAAGACUCCGACCAACCUUCAAAAUCUAACCUCAAGCAGUCCUCUCCUGAGCCAGAAGAAGGAACUAGUGGUGGAAAGACGUCAGCAAAAUCAGUUCGCUUUGGACAGACUCAUUAUAAGCAUAUCGAGGAUGAACCAGAAGUGAAGCCAGUUGUCAAACCACCUCCAGAGACAACACCAGAAAUUUCUUUUGAAGAUUUGGCUGAUGAGAUGUUGAGAGAACAGAUGGAGAGGGAAGCUGAAAAAGCUGCUGAACUGGCACAAGUUUCUCCUUCGAAACCUCCAACUUCUCCAAAACCCGUGGAUGUUGUCCAGGCCAAGUCGAAAUCCAAGCAUACUUUCUUUGGAUUGUCACCGUUUGGAAAAGUUUCUUUGAAAAAGAAUGUUGGCAGUCUGGAAACGUCGAGCAACGAACCUUCCACUUUAACGCCAUCCUCUCCUUCAACAUCAAUGCCUUCCACGUCACUCGCAGGACCAUCGAUCUCAGUUCCAUCUUCACCUGGUCCGUGGGGUCCAUCGACAUCAACACCGACAGAGCCUUCGACUCCAGGUUCAUCAAAACGAGACCCGACUACACCGCCUGUUUCAAUUCUGAAAAAUCCUUUCCCACUACCAGAGACAUCACAAGAGAAGGUUGAGGAAGUGAAACCAAAAGAAGACAAGAGAAGAGUACGACCGCUCAAACCAACUGGUCCAACUCUUCGAAAACUUUCGACAGAUGGAGCAAUGCCAAAACCAGCAAAAAUUCAACCACCUGAAAAUCCACUUCAGAUGGAAAUUCUAGAACCAACCGAGUCAAGCGAACCCAGAAUAAGAAAGAAAUACUACACAAAAGGUGGAAAAAGGUACAUUCCGAAGAAAACCGUACCACCUGAGGAAAUUCGUGAACCAACACCUCCACCACCACCAGAGCCAGAACCCAUUCCUGAGCCGGAGCCACUGCCAGCCGCCAUGCCUCCUCCAUUGGUUCAGGAGAAGCCACGAUCGCGGAGAAAAAAGCAUCCGAAGCCUGUCGAACCAGUGGUUCUCGAUCGUAUGGAUCAAUUCAGUCAGCUCACUGCUGAAAACUUGGUUCUACUACGUCGCGAGUUCAAUGAAGGUCGCGAACCACGUGCUUGUGAUGAUACUGAGUCACUGAUUGCUCAUCCAGAUUUGGGAAUGGUGAAGCUUCUAAAUCCGAAAGAACGUGCUAAGGAGUACAGAAGACUGAAAGAUGAGCUGACGAACGUUUCGGAGUUCGAUGAUGCAUACACAGCAACUCCAACGUAUGAAACAACACAGAGAAAAUUGCGGCGGAUGGCGAAAGAUCGGAGAAAGAGAAUCAAGGCAACUGGUGUACAAUUAGUCUCAAAACGGCAGUCGGCCUUGAAUGCCGUUCGUCAAGUACGAAAAGUUCGAUUCUUCCAAACUCACAAAAAGAAGAUGAUGACUCCACUCCCGAGCGAUUUCGAGUCGAAAUCAAUUUUAAAACCACCAAAGGCUCCCAUUGCAUGGUUUUAUCGAAUCGAUUCUGAUGGCAACAAGCGCUACUUGAACAGCUUUGGACCAAGUGAGUGGCAAAAGGAACAAGACGAUAGGAAAAACUCAGUGAAGCUGGAAUACACGUUCGAAAAGCAGAAAAAAAAGAAAAGCUACAUGUGGUAUUGGUUGCAACAUGUGUACAAAAUCAAGCUUUCGGAUGUUGCCAAGGAUGUUCUACAAAAAAAACCAAAGGACGUUAUCGUUGAACUUCCAAGGCCUGAAUACUUACCACCAUCGAGAUCACUAUCUUCAGAAUCUUGUUCGCCAACCAACUCAAUAGAUGAUCUUUUGGAAUCACUGAACGCUGUGGACAUUCCACUUGCAGAAACGUCGAAAUUGUCAUCCAGUCAAGAGUUACUUCCAACAUUCACUGAAACUGUUCCGAAACGGCAACGAUCGAUUUCUGAAAACGCUGCGGAAAAUGUCAAUAAUCUUGGCCCACUACUACAGAUCGGAGCUAGAGUAGAUGAUUCGCCAUCCGCUUCAACGAAUAACCUAAAUUGGAGCGGGUUAGAACCUUUUGCUACUAUGGCACAAGAUGGAUCCGAGAUUCUGGAAUAUGUUGGACAGGAGGAGACUGCCACUGAGCCCGUCAGAAGACGAUUUGAUCAACUCACUCGACCAAUCAGUGCACUAUUCAACGCAUUGAGCGGACCAGAAGUCGCAAGAGAAGCGGACAAUCGGCCAACAACAGAGAGAACAUUCAAAGGAUUGUUCAGCAGAUCAUCUUCCCGACAACAGCUAGAAUCACUUGACAGAGAAGCUUCAACUUUACAGGCAAAUGAGAACAACGGUGAAAAAUUUCCCGCUAUCUCUCAAGGAUCAUCAGCAGAGGAUAUUCUUGCACUUAUGCAAGAUAAACCGGAUGCAUUAGAGCAGAUGGAAGAAAGUAGAAAACCCGACACACCUCGUCAGCCGAGAUUCUUACCAAUCUAUGGCCCACAUCGACAAGGAUCACCAAUGUUCACGGAAAAAGAAAUUUUGGACUACAGUCUUUAUGAUCAAUUUGCUGAGCUGCAAGAACAAUCGAAACAUCGACAAAUUUUGGAGUACUUAAUGCAUCAUGAUCCGGAGAACGAAGAAUACCGUAUGGCCUAUUCACUACUUCUAUCUGACGUGUCCGAUGAGAAGAGUAUCGAUUUUGACGUGGACGCUUUCAAGAACUCCGAUUUUCAUAUGUUCUCCGUCUUCAGUGGUUCGGAUAUUGAACGCAGGGAAGCAACAUAUAUGAUCGUCCAGAAAAUCAAAAACUUGCAUGAGAGACUGGAAAAGGCAAAAUUGGCAUCACAACUCAAAUCACUUCCGAAAAGAGAGCUUUUCAAGCGAACUGCGAGAAAACCAAGAAGGAUUCCAGUAUUGUACAAGUUCAAGAGGACGUGCAUCAAGUUCAGAGUGGAAAUCACUCUCGAGCCUGAUGCUCGAAAAAAGAUGGAGUUACAGAAGAAGUUGAAGAGGCGUGCUAAGAUGAGGAUGAUGAGGAAAAAGCAGAAGAUUGUAAAAGCAAUGAAAAUGCUGAAGAAUAUGGGCCAGACAGGAAAACAGAAGAGGGACGAGGAAACUGUCAAGAAGUUGGACAAGAAGGCGGACAAUAACAAGAAGAAGGACAGGAAAAAGAACAAGAAAAAUACCGAAAAGAAGAGCCAAAAGACCAUAGAGUCGGAACCCAUCGUUGUUGAGAAGGAAACCAUUGACGUAGCGAAGAUAAAAAGCGAAGAACUAGAUGUUGUAUCGGAUACUGAAGAAAAGAAGAAUUCCGAAUCUGACUACGACGGAGACACUGAUGAGGAUGGCACCGAAGAUAUCAAGUUAGAAUGGCUAGCUGCGAACAAGCCAGUAUCGGGGCUCCGAAAUCAAAAGAACAAACUUCUCCGAAGAUACUUCCAGUUCUCUGUCAGAAUGGCAAGAAAAAUUGCUCGUCGCGCUGUUGGUGGCCCCAAACCAUUUGUGUUUUAUGCAUUCAUCAGUAAAAUUCGUGCUAGAAUGCGUCAAUUCAUGGAUAUUCGACGUGAUGAUCAGAUGAGAGAGCAACUCCAAGCGGAAAGCGCGGAUUCUUUGAGGAUUCAAUCGGAGAGGAUUCAACGACGCAAAAAAGUUUCACAACGAAAGAGAGCUAGCAGAAAGAGGUGUUUACCUAUCAUGAUUCGUAACACGUUGAAAUACGGAACCACUACACCAAAGGAAGUGAUUGUCAAUGAGCCUCAUUUCGACUUGGAAACAAUAAGCACUAACCUCCAAACAUUCUUCCAAUGUCUCGACGAGUACAUUGAUGUGGGAACACCAAUCAAGCUGAUUUACCGGUUCAGAAAUACACUUCUUCCGAAAAAGCUAUUCGACGCUGGCAAAAAGAAAAUGGUGGAUCCAGUCAUCUAUACCUCACCAUCGCCGUGUAACACAGACAGUGAUUUCUCCGACUAUACGCUAGAGAAUGCCACCGCAAAAGAGAAACGGAAAUUCUUUGACAGACGAAGUUUGGAGUCCACCUACAACGUUAAAGGUCUCCCUGGACUUAUCUACUUGGCUCGUUUGGUUGAAGAACGCGUUGGAGAGGACAUAGAAAGAAACAUUUCAUUUUGUGGGCCUGGAAUCGAUACUAAUGAACAUGUGGUCUUCAUGACUCCCGUUCGUCGGCUCAUGUUGAACUCUCUUGGAUUGAGAAUGCCGGAUCGUGUGAAGGGAUUCCAUAUUAUGAAGCGCACCAACGAGCCAUUUGAGAAUUGGUUUUCAAAGCUGUUCAGAAUGUUCUGCUACGGUCGUGGAGAUUUAGUUCGCUUUAUUUGUGAUAAAAUUGCACUUGGUCAAGUGAAUUUGAGAAAAAAACAUGUUUUAGCUAAAUAUUCGACUUACAGAUUGUUGUACAUUGAUAGUGGCAGAGAGGAACAGCUGGAAAUAUUCCAGUUCUUCAAAAUCGGAAUUGAAAACCAAGAUGACGACGCAGAAGAAGGAGAAGAGCUAAGAGCAGACUUCAAAAUCGACACAUACGAUCAUAUGCUCUAUGGCAGUCCCAAAGCAUGGACACAAGAUGAUUGGGUUGAGGCUGCUGACCAAUUCCUCAGUUUUGCGGCCAACAAAGCGCAUGUGGUGAUUCACUGUCAAGCAUCGAUUUUAUUCAUGCGCAUGAUUCUCACUGGUGGAUACUCACAAGACAUAAUCGAUCAAUUCGUUCAGAUGAAGCUCCCAAUUCGUGACAAACUCCUUUUCAUCAUCAACUUGACACCACCACAGUUCAUCGUGGAAAACAUAGUGAAAGUGUUCCAUACUGUCCGAGGACUAGAUCGCCUCCCAUUUGUCGGAUUAGGCUACCAUGCUGACCCUCUUCGGGUUCUUUUCGAAGAAGCUGUUGAGAGUGGUGAUCCUCAACUCAUUGCACACAUCGUUCGUGUUGGAAGAUGUUUGGAUCGUCGGUCAAGAGAGCCUAUGAUGACCGAUUGUGGUUCCGAUCAUCUGAAGAAUCGUGACUUCUCCACGGUUUUCUCCAAAGUUCUUACCAAUGACACGGCUAGACGACCAUACGGAGCUCCAACUAUGGAUGAAAUGUUCCCGUUCCGAUAUGUCCGUCAUUCAGACGGAACUGAUGUCACAGAGACCACAGAAGAGUUGGCUGAAAUGAUGGAAUGUGAAGUAACUCGCUAUAUGGCAAUUUUGGAGCUCACAAAGGGAGCAGCAAUCACAAAAGGAGAUUUAGACCACAAUCCAAAGUUCAACACCUAUCCACACAGAUUCUAUUUUAAUAUCCUUUGCACUGGAUGCAAAAUGAACGUCGCCAAGGCUCGCAAUCUGGGAAGACUGGGAAGAACACUUUGUGUUUCAACUAUGCCUCUCAUCGAACAGGAUAAGGACAAGAAAAGAUGGCCAAAUGCCAAAACCAUGUCACCACGUCUGACCUACGAGAAUUAUAUUGAGACGUUAGACCCUGUUGAGAACAAAAUGUUGAUGGCGAAGGAUAUUGAGGAAGAGAAGACUGACAUCACUGUUCAAGUCUUGCCAUCUCGCUUCGGAUGCUUCGAAUGUCGAUUCUCACUUCCAAGAUGUUGCAUCUGUAUGGUUCCGUAUUUGAACGAUCAUAUGGAUUACUCUCUCAAAGAAUACAAUGAGAGAUUCUCGCAAUUCAGUAUCUGUAAUAUGUGCAACCACGGAGGCCACGUCAACCACAUUGCCGAGUGGUUUGAGACUGAGAAGUAUUGUCCGGUUGCUGGAUGUGACUGUAGAUGUCUCAGAUCCAAACAGACCAAGAAUCUGAAGGGCAGACUGCGUCGUCACAUGAUACUUUCUGCCAACAUGCGCGCGAAAUCUCAUCUUUGCAAUCCGGAAUGUGCUGUUGAAGCAGAUAUCGAGGAAGAGUAUCUACCGGACCCGGAUAUUGAUUUUUUCAAAAAUUUGUAA
Messenger RNA from Caenorhabditis briggsae, 16548 nucleotides. Gene Ontology annotation, molecular function: protein binding. Gene Ontology annotation, cellular component: cytoplasm. Gene Ontology annotation, biological process: cellular response to amino acid starvation; positive regulation of TORC1 signaling. Bases 1 to 16548 code for a protein of 5515 amino acids. The record is from RefSeq and is a predicted model, not a curated record. NCBI's taxonomy places the organism in Eukaryota, Metazoa, Nematoda, Chromadorea, Rhabditida, Rhabditidae. The transcript has 26 exons.